ACUCAAGUCAGAAUUCAGGCUCCUUUUAUACUAAAAAGAGGAGGGGCUGUGGUGAUUGUUGCAGACUUCUUGGUGGAGGAAUUCUUUGUUCUCGGAAUCCUUUAUUCUUGCAGCUGUCCAUGUGAGUCAGAUCAUGGUAUCCCGUAUCACCUCCAAGAAAACAACCAUUAUUUUCUGUUCUGCAACUUGUUAUUUUUGUUUGAGUGUAAAACUGUUAAUACCCUUAAAGGUCAAAGCCUUGAGAAUGGCCCGUCCUGUGUAGUUCAGGCUCUAGGCCACACCCUUUUAUAGAAGGUGCAGAGCCAGUUCGGGAAACAGCAUGAGGCCAGAGCCAAAGGCACAGAUCUAAGGUGGAGUCAGAUGUGCUCUUUUCUGUUACAGUUUCUGAGGGAAGUGUGUUAAAGUCUCUCACUCUUAGAGGAGAGUUUGCACAGUCCUCUUUGCCACUGCAGGUAGCUUCGGCGUUGUAUACUUUAAGGGUUUGUAGGUAGGAUACAUGUUUGUAAUUACAGCUUUUGGUGGAUUUUUUCUUUUUAUUAAUAUGCAGUGUCUGCUUUUGUUCCUAUUAAUGAUUUUUGCUUUCAAUUCUGUUCAUUGGUAUAAACAUCUGAGAAUCACAUGCAUGUUAAGCUCACAAACAGCAUGCAGAGGGGAAGCGGCCUGUGUGGAUGCGUGCAGAUGGCGUAGUUCCCAAUAAAAUCCACCAGAGGCAUGGUUUUAUAGGUGCAUUUUGUGUAUCUAAUCGGAGUCUUGUGCUUCCAGUAGCACCUGAGUGACUGGCUCCUGCCUCCAUCCCUGGGAAGGCCAGGGUAGCAGGUGAUGGCAGCUUUGCAUCUAUCUGCCCUGUCCCAGGGCCUGUCCCGUGCCACACCUGGGCUUGCAGCAGCCCCUGUCGUUCUAGGCCGAGGUGACCUUUGAGGACGUGGCCGUGCUUCUCUCCCGGGAGGAGUGGGGCCGUCUGGGCCCUGCUCAGAAGGGCCUGUACAGGGAUGUGAUGCUGGAAACCUACAGGAACCUGGUCUCGCUGGGAGCUGGACCUGCAGGUCCCAAGCCUGGGGUGAUUGCACAGUUGGAGCGUGGGGAUGAGCCGUGGGUCCUGGACUUGCCGGGAGCUGAGGGGAGCAAGCAACCAAGAGUCCGUGGCUCAGCUCAUGGGACCAGGACUGAGUACAAGGAAUUGACUUCAGGGGAGAUGCUUGAUGGAGAUCUGGGCCAACUCAGGGGGACUGUUCUCCAGGGACCUGAGCUGGGAGAAGCCUGUGGGCACAUCAGGGAGCGGGAGGAGAUCCUGGACAGGCUCGUUGAGCAGAGCAGCCCCAGGCCAGUCACACUGACCGACGAGGAGCGCAGCCUGGAGUCUUGGGGAAGCCUUAGGUUGAGGCCUGACCCUAUCCCUGAUCAAAGGCCUCACAAAUGCGAUGUGUGUGAGCAGAGCUUUGAACAGAGGUCAUACCUUAACAACCACAAACGUGUGCACAGGUCCAAAGAAACAAAGACAGUUCCUGAUUCUGGGGAAAUCUUCAGUGCAAAUCCAGCUGUUAAAGAAGAUCAGAACAUGCCUCUUGGGAAAAAACUGCAUCAUUGUGGUUGCUGUGGGAAAGCCUUCAGGUACAGUGCUAACCUCGUCAAGCACCAGCGGCUUCACAGUGAAGAGAAGCCCUACAAGUGUGAUGAGUGUGGGAAGGCCUUCCGCCAGAGCUGCGAGUUCCUCAGUCACCGCAGGAUGCACUCCGGGGAGAUUCCCUACCGCUGCGACGAGUGCGGGAAGACCUUCAACCAGAGGCCCAACCUCAUGAAGCACCAGAGGACCCACACCGGAGAGAAGCCCUACAGAUGCGGUGAGUGCGGGAAGCACUUCAGCGCCUACUCUUCCCUCAUUUACCACCAGAGAAUCCACACUGGAGAGAAGCCCUACAAGUGCAACGACUGUGGGAAAGCGUUCAGUGACGGCUCAAUCCUUAUCCGACAUCGCCGGACUCACACUGGAGAGAAGCCAUAUGAGUGCAACGAAUGUGGCAAAGGCUUUACCCAGAGUUCUAACCUCAUCCAGCAUCAAAGAAUUCACACUGGAGAGAAGCCCUAUAAAUGUAAUGAGUGUGAGAAAGCCUUCAUCCAAAAAACCAAACUUGUGGAACAUCAGAGAAGCCACACGGGAGAGAAGCCCUAUGAGUGUAAUGACUGUGGCAAAGUCUUCAGCCAGAGCACACACCUCAUCCAGCACCAGAGGAUCCACACGGGGGAGAGGCCCUACAAGUGCGGCGAGUGCGGGAAGGCCUUCCACAACAGUUCCAGGCUUAUCCACCAUCAGAGGUCACACCACGGAGAGAAGCCCUACAAAUGCGCUGACUGCAAGAAAGCCUUCAGCCAGGGCACCUACCUCAUCCAGCACCGGAGGAUUCACACUGGGGAGAAGCCCUACAAGUGUGGCGAGUGCGGGAAGGCCUUCCGGCACAGUUCCAACAUGUCGCAGCAUCAGAGGAUUCACCUCCGGGAAGACUUCUCCACGUGAUGGUGGAGAAGGGCCCAUGAGGUAUGCUGUGCACCUCUUCGACGUGACCCACUCACCCCUUUAUGUCCGCAUAGUGUUGUCACAGGUGAAGGGGCAUUUCUAAUUAAAAACUCUUCCUAAACCCAAACUAGUGCAUGUUUGCUUUAGAGAAAUUGAGUGAACAAGGUGAGCAAAAGGAGAAGCUCCUGUAGCCUCCCCCUAGACAGAGAGAACUCAGCACUGCUGUGCCUGGCGAGGUUCUGCUCAGACCCACGGAGAACAUUCUCACAGAAUAUACUGUGGUGCUUGUCCUCGCAGACCCUGUUUCCUCAGCUCCAGAAACUUCACACUGGAGAGAAGUCUACAUGGUCCAUGCUUUUACACUUUGUAAAUUAAAAAAAUUAGCAUAUUGUUCAUGCUUUCCUGUGUCACUUAAUAGAAUUGGUAAUUGCAUUUUUAUAGUGGUAAAAUACAUACAACAUAAAAUUUCCCAUUUUAACCACUUCUAAGUGUACAAUUCAGUGGCAUUAAAUAUGUUCACGAUA
Messenger RNA from Vicugna pacos (alpaca), 3033 nucleotides. Lineage: Eukaryota; Metazoa; Chordata; Mammalia; Artiodactyla; Camelidae. The record is from RefSeq and is a predicted model, not a curated record.